GCCAUACGUCCUCCAUACACUGCCGUACAGCCUCCAUACACUGCCGUACGUCCUCCAUACACUGCCGUACAGCCUCCAUACACUGCCGUACGUCCUCCAUUCACUGCCGCACGUCCUCCAUACACUGCCGUACGUCCUCCAUACACUGCCGUACAUCCUCCAUACACUGCCGCACAUUUUAAUGCUUUCCUCUGUAUUUGCAGUUCGUAUAUCGGAUAUAUCACUGACGGUGAACACAUCGGCACUGGUUUGGCCGGGAUUAGACUCGGUGUCUCUGCGCUGUUCGGCCCGCGGUACAAAUGUCAGCUACUCCUGGAGCCUGGACGGGGCGGCCCUGCCUGCGGAGCCACAUUACGUGCUAAGUGCAGAUAGAAGCGUUCUCACCAUCAGCCCGGUGUCUUCUAAGGAUAAUGGAUCCUUCACCUGUACAGCCGCGAACAGUAUAAACAACCUGACCAGCCCCGAAGUCCUCCUCCACCUCGGCUCCCCGGUCUCAGCAGUGACUCUGAGCAGUAACGCAUCCUCCGCAGAGCUCUGGGAAGGACAGGACUCAGUGUCUCUCCAUUGCUCAGCUCAGGGUUCAGCCAUCACCUUCACAUGGAGCCUGGAUGGAAAACCAGUGUCCUCAAAGCCUCCAUAUUACAUUACUGAGAGCAAUUCUCCUCCGUACUCCAAUCUGACCAUCAGCCCGAUCUCCAGGAACGACGGUGGACCCUUCACCUGUACAGCGUCCAACCUGCUGAAUAGCUCCACCAGCAAUGAGCUCAGCUUCAGUCUCAACUGGCGCCCGGGUGGAGAAAUGUCAUGUCCAGUAACUUCUAAUGGCGAUAUUUUGAGCCUUGUCUGCUCUUGGGAAAAUGGUCGACCUCCCGCCAAUGUGACGAUGACAUUUAACGGCACAACAGGGAUGAAUCCAAACAUCGUGACCAGGAAUGUGUCCUCCAAGACUCUGAUCUGGGGCUCAGUCCUCAACUGCAGGGGUGAUCAGCUGGGGAAGACGUCAAUCUGUCUGAAGAUCCUGGAGCCUCCAUAUUCUCCAGUACAUAAUAAUACAAUAGAAGUAGUACCAGAAGGAGGUAGUAUCACCCUGACGGUAUAUGUAACGGCAAGACCUACUUACCGUAUAUCUUCUAAGAUCCUCCCGGCGACCUUCACCUGGUAUAUGGACAAGACGGAAAUAAAGAGCGGCGUCACCUCCACAAAUGAUUCAUCCAACCUCCACAUCUCCGAGGUGACGAAGGCGAAUUCUGGAAGAUAUGAAUGUACCGCCAGAAAUGUGAUCGGAAGCGAGACCUUCAUCUUCAAUGUCAACGUAACUGCAAAAGCCGUUCGUCCUAAAAAUGGCCUUAGUGGUGGUGAAAUCGCCGGCAUCGUCAUCGGCGUCCUCGCUGGGCUGACCAUUAUUGGGAUCAUCGUCUUCUUCAUUGUGAAGAAAAGGUCGCAUACUGGUGAUGCUGCACUAAACAUUUAUGAAAAUGCAGAUUUUAGACCAGACCUCACCUACGAAACUAAACUGCCGGGAUCGAUGGUAAGACUUGCACCCUGCUGA
Molecule: messenger RNA, 1549 nt
Organism: Bufo bufo (common toad)
Lineage: Eukaryota; Metazoa; Chordata; Amphibia; Anura; Bufonidae
Product: carcinoembryonic antigen-related cell adhesion molecule 1-like
Exons: 6
Coding region: 182-1549 (455 amino acids)
Source: RefSeq, a predicted model, not a curated record